UCCCGCGCUAGAGAGAAACAUGUAUCGUUUCCGAUCACAGCUCUUCACGGGGAUUUCUGCUGCUGCCACCGCCCACUCGUACCCCCGCCGCUUCUCGCCUCUGUUGUUAGCCGAAGACUCGCCUCUUAGCCGCCCGCCGCACAGACGCACGAGUAAAAAGUGCAGCUCCAUCGGCUGAUCCUCGCUAAGCUCCGAGUUUAGGCGGCACCGGGCGUCCCACGAUGCCGAAGAAUAAGAAGCGGAACACUCCCCACCGCGGUGGCAGUGGUGGCAGCGGCUCAGGGGCAGCUGCAGCGACGGCGGCGACAACAGGUGGCCAGCAUCGAAAUGUUCAACCUUUUAGUGAUGAGGAUGCAUCAAUUGAAACAAUGAGCCAUUGCAGUGGUUACAGCGAUCCUUCCAGUUUUGCUGAAGAUGGACCGGAAGUCCUUGAUGAGGAAGGAACUCAAGAAGACUUAGAGUACAAAUUGAAGGGAUUCAUUGAUUUGACCCUGGAUAAGAGUGCGAAGACAAGACAGGCAGCUCUUGAAAGUAUUAAAAAUGCACUGGCUUCAAAAAUGCUUUAUGAAUUUAUUCUGGAAAGAAGAAUGACUUUGACUGACAGCAUUGAACGCUGCCUGAAAAAAGGUAAGAGUGAUGAGCAGCGUGCGGCUGCAGCAUUAGCGUCGGUUCUUUGUAUUCAGUUGGGCCCUGGAAUUGAAAGUGAAGAGGUUUUAAAAACUCUUGGACCAAUCCUAAAGAAAAUAAUUUGUGAUGGAACAGCUAGUAUCCAGGCUAGGCAAACUUGUGCAACUUGCUUUGGUGUUUGCUGUUUUAUUGCUACAGAUGACAUUACUGAGCUGUAUUCAACUCUGGAAUGUUUGGAAAGUAUCUUCACCAAGUCCUAUCUCAAAGAGAAAGACACUAAUGUUAUAUGCAGCACCCCUAAUACAGUGCUUCAUAUCAGCUCUCUUCUUGCAUGGACAUUAUUACUGACCAUAUGCCCAAUCAAUGAAGUGAAGAAAAAGCUUGAGAUGCAUUUCCAUAAACUUCCAAGCCUCCUCUCUUCUGAUGAUGUCAACAUGAGAAUAGCUGCUGGUGAAUCUUUGGCACUUAUGUUUGAAUUGGCCAGAGGGAUGGAGAGUGACUUUUUUUACGAAGACAUGGAGUCUUUGACGCAGAUGCUUAGGGCCUUGGCUACAGAUGGAAACAAGCACCGUGCCAAAGUGGACAAGAGAAAGCAGCGAUCGGUGUUCAGAGACAUCCUGAGGGCAGUGGAGGAACGGGAUUUUCCAACAGAAACUGUUAAAUUUGGCCCUGAACGAAUGUAUAUUGAUUGCUGGGUCAAAAAACAUACCUAUGACACCUUUAAGGAAGUUCUUGGAUCAGGGAUGCAGUAUCAUUUGCAGUCAAAUGAAUUCCUUCGUAAUGUAUUUGAACUUGGACCCCCGGUGAUGCUUGAUGCUGCAACACUUAAAACGAUGAAGAUUUCUCGUUUUGAAAGGCACCUGUAUAACUCCGCAGCCUUCAAAGCACGAACGAAAGCUCGAAGCAAAUGUCGAGAUAAGAGAGCAGAUGUUGGAGAAUUCUUCUAGAUUUUCAGCACUUGGAAGACCACUUUCUAAUUUUGUUUUUUUUUUUUUGGUAAUUUCUAAUGUAUUUAAAUUAGAGACAGUUUUUCUCUAGGGUCAGCUUAGAUAGCUUUUGUAGCAGGGGUUAUAUUAUAAUUUAAUGUGUACAGUAUUGCAAAUGGUGAGUUCUGAUUAUUGAAUAUUCUCUGUAAAUCAUUAAACAUAAAUAAAGUGUAAUGUUUGGUCAUUUUCUA
This is a messenger RNA of Neomonachus schauinslandi (Hawaiian monk seal), 1804 nucleotides long. It is a transcript of the gene IFRD1, whose product is annotated as interferon related developmental regulator 1. Bases 222 to 1574 code for a protein of 450 amino acids. NCBI's taxonomy places the organism in Eukaryota, Metazoa, Chordata, Mammalia, Carnivora, Phocidae. Gene Ontology annotation, cellular component: nucleus. The record is from RefSeq and is a predicted model, not a curated record. The transcript has 12 exons.